CUGAGGAUCGUAUUUUUGUUCCUGUGUCAACCAAAAGAAGAAAAGAAGAGCAGUUAGUGAGACCCAGUUAAGUUCCCAUCUUAAGACCGUUUUUUUUUUUUAAAGAUUACGGAAAGGUCUCCCCACACCUGACACCAGCCAGACAUUCACCACCUUAGCAGGGCCCCGUUUGAAGAUGAACUCCAAUGUGGAGAAUUUGCCUCCUCAGGUUCUUCGCUUGGUCUAUAAAGAAGUUUCAGCUUUAGCAGCAGACCCGCCCGAGGGCAUCAAGAUUUAUCCCAGUGACGAAGACAUAACUGAGCUACAUACAGCCAUCGAAGGACCGGAGGGAACUCCGUUCGCUGGUGGCGUUUUCCGAAUGCGUCUGGUCCUCGGGAAGGACUUCCCUGCGGUUCCACCCAAGGGGUAUUUCCUGACCAAGAUUUUUCACCCCAAUGUGGGUCACAAGGGAGAGAUCUGUGUCAACGUGCUGAAGAGGGACUGGAAGGCAGAGCUCGGCCUCAGACAUGUCUUACUUACAAUCAAGUGUCUUCUCAUCCAUCCGAAUCCAGAGUCGGCUCUGAACGAAGAGGCCGGCCGUUUGCUGUUAGAGGACUAUGCAGAAUACGAGUCCCGCGCUCGCCUGCUCACAGAGAUCCACGCCAUGGGCGGGUCCUCUGGGGAACCUCAGGACCCUAAUGACGGCCCACAGCCGAAGAAGCACGCGGGCGACCCCAUGAAGAGAGCGGGGCCCAGUGCGGCAGCGGUGCCAGCGGCUCUGGGUAACGGGGCCAAUGGAGCCAGUACCACCAGCAGCAAUAGCAACAGUAGUAGUAGCACUAAUGUAGCAGGGAAAAAGAAAGCCGAUAAAAAGCGUGCAUUGAGGCGACUUUAAUACCUCCACGGAAUUCUCAGUGUGCGUGUGUACGUUUGUGAGCGAGAGAGUGUGUAAAUAUAAAUAUUGGAAGUGUGCUGACAAUGUUUUUGUUCCCUUUUUUUUUUUUUUUUUUUUUUUUUUUUUUUUUUUCUGACUCUUUCUACCACCUAUCCAGACUGUCUACUUUGUACUCACACCUUAACUUCUGUUUUGCCUGCAGUUUCUCCUGUCGGCAUAACAUGUUUGUUAAUUAUUCCCAUACCCGAACACGCGAUGAUGAAAUGUUUCUUCCUCUUUUUAAAGGAAAGACAACACCUGCACUGCGGAGAUCAUGCCAUCCGCUGUAUGUUUGCUCUGGGCCUAUAGUGUGAAUCAGUAAGACAGGGAAUGGGAUUCACAUGACCUCUAAUGUCUGUCCAUUAAUAAUGAGACAUAACUGCUAUUGUGUCGGGCUUGGUAUCGGCUCUCUUUAAAGUGUUUCCUGGUCAAUGCUGCUGUGAUGGUACUGUGUACUGCUCAGCCAGGCUCACUCGUGAGUCCACGCCAGGACGUUACUUUAAUCAAAGUCAGGUCUUCAAAUUAAACACAGAAAUAAUGGAUAGAAGUUGCUAAACAAUUGUGCAAGAAGUCGGUGGGUUCACUAUUGGGAUAGAAAUAUUGUAAAUGUCACACAAAAUUGUAACAUCUUUUUAAAUAGUAUUUUUCAUAAUGUAAUCUGAAUGACGUAACGGUAAAGAGCUGGCAGUGGAGUAUAAGAGGUCUGUUAUGUUUUUCAUGGAAUCUCAAACCCUUUUUAACGUUUUUUUUGUUUUUUUUCUAAAACUGUUUCACUGUUCAGUAUUUACAAAAGUUGUUUAUAAUUGACAUGUUCAUAUUCACCUGUCUUGUGGUUGUGUGUGAAGACCUAGAUCAGUGACUGAGGGAACAGGGUAGUUUGCAAGAAUACUUGAUUAAAAAUGAAUUAUCUAA
This is a messenger RNA of Anarrhichthys ocellatus (wolf-eel), 1825 nucleotides long. It is a transcript of the gene ube2s, whose product is annotated as ubiquitin-conjugating enzyme E2S. The record is from RefSeq and is a predicted model, not a curated record. The transcript is spliced from 4 exons. Bases 176 to 874 code for a protein of 232 amino acids. NCBI's taxonomy places the organism in Eukaryota, Metazoa, Chordata, Actinopteri, Perciformes, Anarhichadidae.